AUGUUUAUGGACUUGUCUCAUCAUGAGAUUUUAAAACUGGACGAAUGGUUAGACCGAGCUCUAGCGCCACUUGUUGGCGAAGAUGGUGUUAGAGAUCUUAUUAAGGGAUAUAUUAUAAAGGCACUAGAAACAUGUGAGAUUUCCGCUGGUAGCAAGCGUGACUUUGUAGUGUUGAUGAGGGGACUUUUAGAAGGUGUGGUGGAUGAUGACAAUUUUGCGGAACGGUUAUACCUAGUUUUAUUACGGAAGAGUUAUAUGGUGCAGAGCGAGUCCUCGAAGACGGUCGAAGUAGCCAAUAUUCCGCUGGAGAAGUUGGUUUGGGAGACGAUAUUUGAGGAGUUUGCGCCUUUUGGGAAGAUUUUAAGAUCCAAGGUUGACCAUGAUCGCCGGCAUGCGUUGAUACAGUACGACAAUGCAUCUAGUGCAGUGCGUUGUUGUGCGGUAGACAGGGCAUUCUUUGGAAAUCGGUUUGUUUCGGUCUCGAUAUACGCAGGGCUGUGGGAGGAGUUCCCUGGCACUGUGUAUGUCGAUGAGUAUGGGCCGGAGGCGAUCUCUAGAGAACGUCUUCAGCGGAAAGAGGAGCAGCUUCGUGAGUACGAAUCUCGGUUAAGCGUUCUGUUAGAGAAUCUAAGACAUGCUGCCAGCACCAAAGAUUACCUUCAUCAUGCAGAGAAGUUCUUGAAGAUCAAGGAAGAAAUGGCUGAACAGAAAGUGUCACCAGAAGACAUGAUCCGAGAGAAGCUGGAGCUUAUGAUUCUGGAAGACCCUAAGCGUUCUGUGGAUGUUAUCAUUUCACCUUUCAAGCCGACUCGUAAGGCUAGAAUGCUGCGGCGGCCGAUUAGAAUGUCUGGUCACCACCCAAUCUUUAUUCCACGUCGCCCGCUGGGUUGUCGAAAACCUAUACACCUAGUGAGAGGUUCGAGACACGGACCCCGUAUAAGAACUCGCGUGCCCGUCAGCCGACGCAUAAUUCGACAAAAGUAA
Molecule: messenger RNA, 984 nt
Organism: Eremothecium sinecaudum
Lineage: Eukaryota; Fungi; Ascomycota; Saccharomycetes; Saccharomycetales; Saccharomycetaceae
Product: HBL242Wp
Exons: 1
Coding region: 1-984 (327 amino acids)
Molecular function (GO): RNA binding
Source: RefSeq, a predicted model, not a curated record